Messenger RNA from Pogona vitticeps (central bearded dragon), 1710 nucleotides. It is a transcript of the gene AAGAB, whose product is annotated as alpha and gamma adaptin binding protein. NCBI's taxonomy places the organism in Eukaryota, Metazoa, Chordata, Lepidosauria, Squamata, Agamidae. The record is from RefSeq and is a predicted model, not a curated record.
GGGGCCACAGGCUUCCACCGUCACGAACUCCCGCCGCUUUCCCCCCUCAGCCCGUAUAAUAACAGGAUCCGAAGGGACGGAAAGGGCGGACUCUCCACCGGAAGGGCAAGCCGAGGGCCCCCUUCCCGAGCGGACUCGCGGGCCGGCGGGCGUGAUGGCGGCCCCGUGUGCCUUGGUGACCAGCUGCGCUGCAGACUUCCCGGGGGAAGAGCUGGUGAAACGUAUCAUUGGGAAGGAAGAGCUUCCAAAAGACGUUUCCACAUACAGCGGAGCCCAGUUUUACCCCUGGACAAUAGACAAUAAAUACUACUCAGCUGAAAUCCAUUUCUGUGUUAUGAAAAAUGAGUUUUUUGUGACAGCCGAAAUUGCAGAGAAAGUGCAGGCCUUCUUAGUUUAUUUUGACAGCACCACAAUAACUGGACUGGACAGCGUAUCAGCUUGGCUUCCCCUUGUAGAAGAAUGGCUACCAGAAGUGAUGAUCCUGGUCUGUGACAGAGUCUCUGAAAAUGGCAUCAGCCGGCAAAAAGCCCAAGAGUGGUGUAUCAAGCACAGCUUUGAGUUGGUAGAGCUUAACCCAGAGGAGCUCCCUGAUGAGGAUGAUGACUUUCCUGAAUCUACAGGAGUGAAACGAAUCAUCCAGGCCUUAAACGCCAAUGUCUGGUCAAAUGUGGCAAUGAAGAAUGAUGUGAAUCAGAGCUUUGGAUUUAUUCCUGCAUUAACAGGCGCAAAUAGGAUUCGAUCUGAAGAGAAUGAAGCUCCAGAACCAAAUCCCUUACCAGCAGAGAGAGCCGACUCCACGGUGGACACAGGAGAAGAUGUAGCUGAUGCAAACGGUUUUCAGGCUGACUCCACGGCUGAUCCCAUGCUCGAUAUGGACAUUCAAGAACUUGCUAGUCUCACUUCAGCAGAAGGAGAUUUAGAGAACUUUGAGCGCCUGUUCUCCAAGCUGAAGGAAAUGAAAGAAAAGGCAUCAACACUGCCUCAUGAACAAAGAAAAUUACAUGCAGAAAAGGUUGCCAAAGCCUUCUGGACAGCCAUUGGAGGAGACCGGGAUGAGAUUGAAAGCCUAUCUUCUGAGGAGGACAACUGAGGGCUCCUGGAUGCUGUGAUGUGGAACACAUGGAGAUUAUUGUGCAGCAAGUACCUCCAGUUACUGACUGCCAUAGUGAUUUCUCUUUGACUAGGAUAUAGUUUUUUGCAGUGGGUACAAGAAAGAAGACUAUGCCUUGGUUAUGCUGUUAAAUCCCCGGCACUGAUAUGUAGAUGGUUGUUUUGUUUGGAUUCGUCACUCUAGACUUAGGUUGUCAAGUCAACAAAGCAGCCGAUGUAUCUGGUAAUCCUCUUGCAGCUCAAAGAAAAAGAAAAGAAAAUUGCUGCACAGUCUCUCUCUCUCUGCAGCAUUUUCAUUUGUGGAUCUUUUCUCCUGGGUUCUUUUUAUCUCCAUUUCAGAAAAAAGGCCAACAUCUAGGGUGGGGAAAGGGGCUUACCAAUGGAAAGCCUCCCUCCCGUGCACACACCUUCAGCUAUGGUAGGUGAGAAGGAAAGAUGUGAUCUUUCUGGAAAUACAUGUACAUGAAAAACCAUAUUGGGAACAGAAAUGGUACCUUGCAAUUUUUAUUCUGAAUCAUUUGUUUUGAAUGUUUAUUUUGACUGGAUGUUUCCAGUGAUCCCUACGUACAUCCCUUCCCCAUGCAGCUGAAAUAAAUAUAU